AUGUCGGCAGGCCAGCUACACCUGGCUCCAGCUAGAAAGGGGCCCGAGAACUGGGAUGUUUUAACUGGUCAGGAGUGUGACCAGUCAAAAAGCGGGAUCUUCUUCCUGAACAUUAAGAGAAAGCUCCACUUGGCAGCCCUGGCGUCGCUCAAGGGAGAUAUAGUGGAGCUCAACAAACGUCUGCAGCAAACAGAGCGGGAACGGGACCUUCUGGAAAAGAAGCUGGCCAAGGCACAGUGUGAGCAGUCCCAUCUCAUGAGAGAGCAUGAGGACGUCCAGGAGCGAACCACGCUUCGGUAUGAGGAACGCAUCACAGAACUGCACAGUAUCAUCGCUGAGCUCAAUAAGAAGAUAGAUCGUUUGCAAGGCACCACCAUCAGGGAGGAAGAUGAGUACUCGGAACUGCGAUCAGAGCUCAGCCAGAGUCAACACGAGGCCAACGAGGACUCUCGCAGCGUGGAUCAGGACCAGACCUCUGUGUCUGUCCCUGAAAACCAGUCCACCAUGGUCACUGCAGACAUGGAUAACUGCAGUGACCUGAACUCAGAGCUGCAGAGGGUGCUGACGGGGCUGGAGAACGUGGUCUGCUGCAGGAAAAAGAGCAGCUGCAGCCUCUCGGUGGCGGAGGUGGACAGACACAUCGAGCAGCUGACCACGGCCAGCGAGCACUGUGACUUGGCCAUCAAGACAGUGGAGGAGAUCGAGGGGGUCCUCGGCCGGGACCUGUACCCCAGCCUGGCAGAGGAGCGGUGCCGGUGGGAGAAGGAGCUGGCGGGGCUGCGGGAGGAGAACGAGAGCCUGACGGCCAUGCUGUGCAGCAAGGAGGAGGAGCUGCACAGGACCAAGGCCGCCACGAACGCCGUCCGGGAGGAGCGCGACCGGCUGCGGCGGAGGGUUCGAGAGCUUCAGACCCGACUGCAGAGCGUGCAGGCCACGGGCCCCUCCAGCCCUGGCCGCCUCGCUUCCGCCAACCGCCCCGUUAACCCCAGCACCGGAGAGCUGAGCACGAGCAGCAGCAGCAACGACAUCCCCAUCGCCAAGAUCGCCGAGAGGGUGAAGCUCUCCAAGACCAGGUCUGAAUCUUCGUCAUCUGAUCGGCCAGUCCUAGGCUCAGAAAUCAGCAGCAUUGGGGUGUCCAGCAGUGUGGCAGAGCACCUGGCCCACUCUCUCCAGGACUGCUCCAACAUCCAGGAAAUCUUCCAGACUCUCUAUUCCCAUGGAUCUGCCAUCUCGGAAAGCAAGAUUAGAGAGUUUGAGGUGGAAACGGAGAGGCUGAACAGCCGUAUCGAGCACCUCAAAUCCCAGAAUGACCUUCUGACCAUAACGCUGGAAGAAUGCAAAAGCAACGCCGAGAGGCUGAGCAUGCUGGUGGGGAAGUACGAAUCCAACGCCACGGCGCUGCGGCUGGCGCUGCAGUACAGCGAGCAGUGCAUCGAAGCCUAUGAACUCCUCCUGGCUCUGGCCGAGAGCGAGCAGAGCCUCAUCCUGGGGCAGUUCCGGGCGGCCGGUGUGGGGUCGUCCCCUGGAGACCAGUCAGGGGAUGAAAACAUUACUCAGAUGCUCAAGCGAGCCCACGACUGCCGGAAGACAGCGGAGAACGCCGCCAAGGCCCUGCUCAUGAAGUUGGAUGGCAGCUGCGGGGGCGCCUUCGCGGUGGCCGGGUGCAGCGGGCAGCCCUGGGAGAGCCUGUCCUCCAACAGCCACACCAGCACGACCAGCUCCACAGCCAGCAGCUGUGACACGGAGUUCACUAAAGAAGACGAGCAACGGCUCAAAGACUACAUCCAGCAGCUCAGGAACGACAGGGCGGCGGUCAAGCUGACCAUGCUGGAGCUGGAGAGCGUCCACAUCGACCCGCUCAGCUACGACGUCAAGCCGCGGGGGGACAGCCAGCGGCUAGACCUGGAAAACGCAGUGCUGAUGCAGGAGCUCAUGGCCAUGAAGGAGGAGAUGGCCGAGCUGAAGGCCCAGCUCUACCUCCUGGAGAAGGAGAAGAAGGCCCUGGAGCUGAAGCUGAGCACGCGAGAAGCCCAGGAACAGGCCUACCUGGUCCACAUCGAGCACCUGAAGUCGGAGGUGGAGGAGCAGAAGGAGCAGCGCACACGGUCCCUGAGCUCCACCAGCAGCGGCGGCAAGGACGCAGCCGGCAAGGAGUGUCCGGAUGCCGCCUCCCCUGCCCUGUCUCUGGCCGAACUGCGGACGGCGUGCGGCGACAGCGAGCUGGCUGCGGAGUUCACGAAUGCCAUCCGUCGAGAGAAGAAGUUAAAGGCCAGAGUUCAAGAGUUGGUGAGUGCCUUGGAAAGACUCACAAAGAGCAGUGAAAUCCGACACCAGCAAUCGGCAGAGUUUGUUAAUGACCUAAAGCGAGCCAACAGCAACCUGGUGGCUGCCUAUGAGAAAGCAAAGAAGAAGCAUCAGAACAAACUGAAGAAGUUGGAGUCUCAGAUGAUGGCCAUGGUGGAGAGACAUGAGACCCAAGUGAGGAUGCUCAAGCAAAGGAUAGCUCUGCUGGAGGAGGAGAACUCCAGACCUCACACCAACGAAACGUCCCUGUAGUGGGCACUUGAGCUCCACGGUUCUGUCCGUGGAAGCGAGUCUAGCAGUCACUGAGGAGGGGGCCUCAGAGGACAGGACCUGUCGGGAGGACGACAGGGAAGGUUGGCAGGAAGGUGCCCUGGACUCAGCCUCGGGGCAGGUGGCCCCGGUGAGGCAGUAUAGACUGUCCCCCGAGGGUCCCGCCCUCCCCUCCUGGGCUGCGGGCGGCGUGGGGACUCCUGCCCCAUGCACUGGCUCCACAGGGCUUCCUGCUGCUUUUAGCAUGGGCUCUGUCCCUCACCCACAUUUUCUGUAUCCACGGUAUAAUCCAGGCAUCAUCUGUUUGAUUUUCCAGUUUUUGCAGCCUGACCUCGGCCAUCUCACAUUUCUCCUUUCUCCUUCUGGGGAAAACUGAUGGGGGGUGGGGGUGCAGAGGGGAGAUGGUGCUCAGCAUCUAGAACUGCUGCUUCGUUUCCUGCAACCAGGCUUUGGUUUUCAAGUACCAGGUGUCAACUCUUUAGGAGGCGGCUGUCACUCAGAGGUGUUCCAGGAGGUUGAUCACAGGCGGACAAUACACAGGUUUCCUUCCAGUCCCAGGUAUGUUGAGGCUACAGGUAGAGCAACUCGGUCUGAACAGCUCUGAAUGGGAGAAGGAAGACCUCCUUGACCUCACAGCAGAGGUGGGCACGGGUAGGGAACACUCUUCAGACAGGAAUCUCCCUGUCCCAGUGCCGCCUUACUAACAGCUGGGAGAGUCCUGUUGAUCCGUGUCUGGGACCUGAACUGUCAGGAGGAGAGGGACAUUGGUGCUUUCCAAGACUCGGGCACCACAGAAUUGCUGAACAUGCCGAUGGCUCCGGACCUGCCUCUCCCUCGAGGGAGAUGCUCUGCAGCUGAUCCGCCUGUAUGAGACUGCUGCUGUGGCACCAGCUCAGGAGUGCGCCCUGCUGUUCCAAAGGGCAGAGGGCGAGGGAAAGCCGAGGCGGCCUCCGCUGAGCCCCCAGAAACAUGGCAGUGGGUGGCAGAUGGUGAUUCCACGGGAGUCAGUUCUAGCAAAAUGGUGACAGGACCGGACAGGACCAAAGAACCUGAAUUCUUUCAGGAAGGUCUUCCAUUUGAAAAUCAACUCUUCACCCCUUUUCUACUGUGAUGUUCCCUGUUGCAGUUUUUCAGUUGUCACCACCCUAGGCUGACAUAACAUUUUAAAGGACCACUUGCCAUUUUUUCUGAAGACCCACCCAAAGUCACUUAGAAGAAAGAUGCCCAAUGCUACAGUUCAAAGAUCUGCUUACGACCAGAUCGCUGCAUUCAUGUCGUGGUGUCAGUGAGCUGUUCUCAGAGGCAGGACGCAGAUUCCACAGCCUCCAGUCUGACAGGGAAGGACACCCCAGCCACCGUCUGCCAAGGCGGAGCACACCCAUCCCCCAAGGAUGCUCCGUCCCAUCUCAGGCCAGCAGCGAGGCCGCCCCAUCUUCAAACAGUCUUCGGCAGCUGGUCUCAGGCCCAGCUCUAGGGUGCUCUGGUCACUGCAAAGGCCCCCACCGGCUUCUGUUUCUGUUAUAUAAGGUAAACUUCGUCCUUGUGACAAUAAGUCAGUUUUUACUCUUUGGAUAGGAAAAUGUAAUGACCCAAAAGUGUGUUUUUAGAAAAAAAAGAAAGUGUAGCAGAUGAAACUAUUUUUCCCACUCUCCCAGGGGAAACACCUUCCCGAAGCCAAGCAGGCUGUGCAGGGCAGGGACCGGGCGUCACGUCACACAGGUGGAGGCUUUCGUCCCCACCACCACUGCAAGGGAGCACAGAGCCUGCCUUCCAGACACACGGAGCUCAUCCCUGACCUGGGCAGUCCCAGUUCCCACGUGAUGAGCCCCUGGCCUUACUGAUCCUACUUGGCUCAUUCUGAAUUUAUAUUUCCACAUAACACUGGCUGGGUGAACACUUGGCCUGGCAAAACUGUUACUUUUAUAAAUGUGCAGAAUAAAAGCUUUUAAAUAGUUGGUUACCUUUCCUUGUAUUCUUCACAUGCUCCCCGAGACUCUUGUUGAAGGUGAACUGACGGGCACUUGGUUAUUAUGCUAAUUCAAGGCUUACUAAAAUCGCACUGAUGAAAUAAAUGAUUGCAGGUG
Molecule: messenger RNA, 4658 nt
Organism: Odocoileus virginianus texanus
Lineage: Eukaryota; Metazoa; Chordata; Mammalia; Artiodactyla; Cervidae
Source: RefSeq, a predicted model, not a curated record